Messenger RNA from Limulus polyphemus (Atlantic horseshoe crab), 4891 nucleotides. Its product is annotated as Golgi phosphoprotein 3 homolog sauron-like. The transcript is spliced from 3 exons. The record is from RefSeq and is a predicted model, not a curated record. Gene Ontology annotation, cellular component: trans-Golgi network; cytosol; Golgi cisterna. Lineage: Eukaryota; Metazoa; Arthropoda; Merostomata; Xiphosura; Limulidae. Gene Ontology annotation, molecular function: phosphatidylinositol-4-phosphate binding. Gene Ontology annotation, biological process: Golgi vesicle budding; Golgi to plasma membrane protein transport; Golgi organization. Bases 197 to 1072 code for a protein of 291 amino acids.
CGUCAGCAAUCGCCAUAAUUGUUGUUCUAAAAAUCCAACCUCUGUAUUAAGUUAAAACUUUACGAAAUUCGGUGUUUGAAGAGGAUUAAAACAUGUAGAAAACCCUGUUCUUCCAUGCCAAGUAUAUAAUUUAGUCCUAUUGAAAGUAAGAUACUAAAAAGGCCUUUCUACGAGGCAAUAAAGCUGUAGAAAAAUCAUGAAUAGGUCUGAAGGUUUGGUACAAAGAAAAAAUGUCCUUACCUCUUCCAACGAUCGGACUGGAACAGGAUCACAGGAUAGGAGUGGACCUGGAAUUGAAGAUCAAAAGCAACUGGAAAAUGACGAAGAGGAUGUUGACGCCAAAGAGACACGUUUGACUUUGAUGGAGGAAGUUUUACUGUUGGGUUUGAAAGACAAAGAGGGUUACACAUCCUUCUGGAAUGACUGCAUUUCUUCUGGUCUUCGUGGAUGUAUACUUGUAGAGCUGGCUUUACGAGGAAGGAUAGAACUUGAGAAAGCUGGAAUGCGCAGACGAAGUGUUUUGAUGAGGAAAGUUUUAUUAAAAAGUGACACACCCACUGGUGAUGUUUUGUUAGAUGAAGCCUUGAAACACAUAAAAGAGACCAGUCCUUCAGAAACUCUGCAGAGCUGGAUUGAGUAUCUUAGUGGUGAAACUUGGAAUCCACUAAAGCUCCGUUACCAACUUCGGAAUGUAAGAGAACGUUUGGCUAAGAACCUGGUGGAGAAAGGUUUGUUGACCACUGAGAAACAAAACUUUCUACUCUUUGACAUGACCACACACCCACUGACUGACAAUACUGCUAAAAGUAAGUUGGUAAAGAAAGUUCAAGAUGCUGUUCUGGGAAGAUGGGUUAACGAUCCGCAUCGAAUGGACAAAAGACUACUUUCUCUUAUUAUACUAGCCCAUGCUUCGGAUGUUUUAGAGAAUGCCUUUGCUCCCUUGACUGAUGAUGACUAUGAAGUAGCUAUGAAACGUGUGCGUGAACUUCUAGAUUUAGACAUGGAGGCCGAAAGUAUGAAACCCAAUGCUGUUGAAACAAUGUGGGGUGUGUUUGCUGCUUUUGUUAAAUGAUAGUGCAAGCACUUUUAUUUUGUCAUUUUCAAUAGAUGACAAGUCUGUUUUAUUAUGCGUAAGUGCUUGAGUGAUCAAACUAUCCAGGAGCUAUUGGGACUGUUCCACUUCUCUCUUUUUAUUUUUACUUUUCACAGAGUUGGGUGAAAAGCACUAUUUUGUUACAUUGUCUAGGUUCGGUAGGUUAUUAAUGGGGGACACCAAUAAAGAGCACAAAAGCUUGGCUUUGUUGAGGUUGGUAAUUUUUCUUGAACUGAUUGAAAUGAAAUAUGAAUCAUAUGGCAGAUAAAACUGAAUUCAAUAACUUGAACUCGGAAUGUUAAUAGAUCAUGCCAGUAACAUUUUUCAGAACUGAUAAGUACGUGAUGGUAACUGACUUUAAAAUAACAUAAAGGUAUUUUAGUACAAGGUCUUGCUUCUAUGGUGAUAUCGUUAAUAGACCAUAUUCUGAAAUAAUUACAUUUUCCCAUGUACCUGUAUAAAUAUUUGUCCAAGAAAUACAUUUAAUUAAAAUUUAAUUAAAAUACAUUUAAUUACUACCUUGAAAUUUCCAACACAUUUUUAUCUUUUUUUGAAAACUAUUUUUAUUGUUCAUACAUUCUCAAAAUUAAAUACAGUAUUGCUGCUUUCAAGCUGUGUUGUAAUUGUUUUUAAUAAAUUAGCUCAUGUUAAUAUCUGAUUUAUUUACAGUAACAUAACUCGUAAUUGACUUGCAAUGAAUUGAAGGUUUUUGUUUCUGCGUGAAUCAUUAAUAAUUUUACACCACCUCCUUCUUUACUUUAAAAAAUAUAGAAAGAAUUUAAUUUAAAAUAUUUUUUUUGUAUUGAAAAUAAAAUUAUUAUUGAUAGAAACUGGGUGAUAUUUAAUUGUUGGAUAGAAAAUUUAGUCAACUUUGACCCAAAGCUUAGAUUACAGUAAUAUAUAUUCAUGUUUUUAUUGAAAGGUGUUGAAUUCAGUUUUAUCGAUCAUUUACAACCUGAUUUUUCAACCAUAUUAGUGAUUUAUGAAGAAUUUAAAAUGUAACUUAAGAUAUUCUAAGUUUUUUUGUUUUUGCUUACAUGUAAUAAAGUAAAUCAUUGAAAUAUUUUGCUUUUAGAUUAGAAAUACACUGAUAUAUAACACCUAUUGCCAUAUUGUACAUACAUGAUAACUUGUUCACGACUGUCAGCUGUAGUUAUUAAAAAUGUAUAAAAUUAUUAAUUCUUUUUCUGCUUUGCUUCUUCAUUUUUAUUUUUUGGUACUCUUAAAAUUUAUAAGAGAUGUUAAAAACUUUUGAGAUAAAAACUGAAAGAUAUAUGUGUAUAGAAAGUGAAAGUAUGUAGAGUGAUAUUAAUACACUUACUUUGUAAGAGUUUAAAUUUUAAAUUAAAAAAUGGAUGUGUGUAAUUUUGUGCCAGAUUUGUUCUGUGAAAAAGAUCAGACCCUGAAAAAUUUUUAGGCAUUUAUGAGAGCAAACAUAAGUAAGAAAAACAAAGACAGGAAAAUGUUAACUUUGGUUUGAUUUUUUUCAAUAUGUUUUUUUCCUGAGUUUGAGAACAUCAUUUCAGGAAGGGGUACUUAUCAUUAGUUCUCAUUCCGAUGAUAGGCUUAACAGAACCUAAAGUAAAAAUAGUAGUACUUCUUCAAAAACACUCUCCCAUUGUUCCCUAAAUAAAGAAAUAAAACAUAUUUUUGUGCAAUUUAUUUAUGAUUCACUGUAUAUUUAUCUGUAAAAGUAAAUGUUUUUAAUUGUAAUUGAAUAAAAAAUAACUGUAUGGAGAUAAUUUUUAGUUCAAGAAAGGUUUGAAAAAACUGUAUGGAAAUAAUUUUUAGUUUAAGAAAGGUUUGAAAAAAAAUUGCCUCUAUACAUUUUGCAUAUUAGAGAAUGAUCAGCAAUCUAGUAUAAUCACUAAUUGUCUUAUGAAAAUGGAAUUCAAAUUGGUUUUUUUGCUAAACACUUCUGUAAAAUUAUUAGCAUCUGUUUAUGUUACAGUAGCAGCAUAAAUGUAUAAACAGGUUAGAUUUUUGUGAAGCCUCUACCAAAAUAAGCAAUUGUUUUUGUUAAAAGUAGGUUUUCGGAGGAAGUGUAAAUGAUAGGGAAAUUCUAAUGCAGCAAAGGAACCAAAUAUCUGUUUUUAAAGUGCACUAAGAAAAUAAUUACAUUAUAUGGUGAACUAUUAACAAAAUUUUUGUCAGUAAGGGCUUUUAUAAGUAUGCAGUUUUCCAUAGUUAAAUUAAUAUUCUAAUUAAUCAUCCCUAAAAAAUGAUAAAAACAGAAAAAGUUAUUUGUUGAAAAUCAUUUUCGUGAUACUAGUUUUGAGCUUUUGUUUGUAAAAUUUACUUAGCUUAUAUUGAUAAAAUUUUCAGCCAGAAUUGAAGGUUGAUCAAAUAAAAAAAAAAUGUUUUGUUGUUAAAUUGUUCACACAUUCCAAAGAAGGGCACUUGUUUCAUAGCUCUUAGUUUUUUUUAAUUGAUUAAUUACCUAAAAUACUAAAAUAGCCAGUUGUGUGUCUAUAUAUCUUUAUAAUUUUGACUCAACUUCUAUUUGUUUACAUUUUGAUGUAGAUAUUGAUAUAUAUAUUAUAGGAAUGAAUGAAAUGAUACAGUUUCAUGAGACAGGUGUGAAAUAUGAAUAGAGAAAUGCGACAUUAAAGUUUUGUUAAAAUUGUAUAUCUUUUAGUUAAGAGAACAGAAUUUAAAGCUACCACUAUUACUAAGUUUACUAUUUGUAAAAAAGUAUCCAUCCAUACUUACUGGAAAGUAAUUUGUUUUCUUAACACUUACAUAUUUACACAUACCAAUAUAACCUAUUAAUUUUAAGGACUUCCAACCCACCGUAAUCAAAUGAAUUGUGAAAUCCUACAUUUUAAAAGAAAUGUACUAUAAAAUAUGUAACAGAAAAAACAUGAGGAUUACAUUAGGAUCUCAAGUUUAAUGAGGAACUAUACAUGUUCAUAUUGUCUUGUAAGAGUAACUUUCAUGCUUCAAGAAAUCCCAUUAGUGUGUGUAUUUAAUAUAGAUAGAAGUGAAGGUUUUUAUAGUGAAAGUAUAAACAAUAUGUAGUUCAUAUGAAAAAAUCUGGAUGUAUGAUAUGUGUUGUGAAAUUAUGAAUACAUUUUAUUAAGUGUUGAAGUUACCUUACCAAAGACAACAUAUCAAUUCAGUUGCUGCUGGCACAACAUAAAAAUUGACAAGGCAUUAUUAAAGUUAUCCAUCAUAUGUUUUUGAAAGCAGCAUAAAAAUUGAAAAUGAUUUUUUGCUUUUUUUUUUAUUCCAGUGUGUUAAAAGUUAUUCAUUUCAAAUUUCUUUUGUUGUACUUAUAAUAGUCAGAAACCAAGGUAUCAUAAAACUUUUAAUUCAUUUGAAAAGAAAUGAAACUUAGGUUACUUUUGAGAACUUUUCAACAAAGAAAGGAAAUUUAAAAUUUUAUUCAAGAUAUUUGUGUCUUAUAUUGUUCGUUGUAUGGUAACAGGGAAUUGUUAAGUUCUUGUUAUUUAAAGCAGGCUGUAGUAAAUUUAAAAGUUAGAUCUCAAUCCGAGUGUGUCUGUUGAGCAAUUGUGGUUCACUUUCACUGAGAAUUGUAUGCAGUGAAUGAAUGUACACAGGUAAGUUUUAUAAGCCACAAUUGUUUUGUAUCAGAGACUUGGCAGUUGUAACUGAUAAGGCUAACUAAGAAAUAUUAAUUUUAUGCACAAGGUGUUUGUAUUAGUGACAGACCAACAUUUAUUUAAUUCCACUUUUGGUUUAUUACAGAUUUAUUGUGAGUUUUAGACACUGUUUCUUUAAUAUAACAACUGUAAUUUUUCUUUCGGAAGAAGUAUCUUACACAAAUUCAUUAUA